UACUCAGGGAGGCGGCGGCGACGCGCAGGAGGAAAGAUGGAAGACUACCAGGCUGCUGAGGAGACUGCUUUUGUUGUUGAUGAAGUGAGCAACAUUGUAAAAGAGGCCAUUGAGAGUGCAAUUGGUGGCAACGCCUAUCAGCACAGCAAGGUGAACCAGUGGACCACAAACGUGGUCGAACAGACUUUAAGCCAACUCACCAAGCUGGGAAAACCGUUUAAAUACAUCGUGACCUGUGUAAUUAUGCAGAAGAAUGGAGCGGGGUUGCACACAGCAAGUUCUUGCUUCUGGGACAGCUCUACUGACGGCAGCUGCACCGUGCGAUGGGAGAACAAGACCAUGUACUGCAUCGUCAGCACCUUCGGGCUCUCUAUCUAACCCCCGCAUCCAGUGUGAUCUCACUCCUUUUGUCUCUGCUUCUCUCUUCCAUCUUCUGACCACCGGCCAUGAAUUCAGUGAACACCUUUCUCCUUCUCUUUAAGUGUGUUUCUUGUGGCAUCUCAAAAUGUAGAGAAAAACCCAGUGAGUGCACUGUUCUGUGAAC
This is a messenger RNA of Diceros bicornis minor, 544 nucleotides long. It is a transcript of the gene DYNLT1, whose product is annotated as dynein light chain Tctex-type 1. NCBI's taxonomy places the organism in Eukaryota, Metazoa, Chordata, Mammalia, Perissodactyla, Rhinocerotidae. The transcript is spliced from 5 exons. Gene Ontology annotation, biological process: microtubule-based movement. The record is from RefSeq and is a predicted model, not a curated record. Bases 37 to 378 code for a protein of 113 amino acids. Gene Ontology annotation, molecular function: dynein intermediate chain binding. Gene Ontology annotation, cellular component: cytoplasm; cytoplasmic dynein complex.